Rhinocladiella mackenziei CBS 650.93 is the source of this 552-nucleotide messenger RNA. RefSeq lists its product as uncharacterized. Lineage: Eukaryota; Fungi; Ascomycota; Eurotiomycetes; Chaetothyriales; Herpotrichiellaceae. Bases 1 to 552 code for a protein of 183 amino acids. The record is from RefSeq and is a predicted model, not a curated record. The transcript has a single exon.
AUGCUACGAGGCCUGACUGAUCGACCAAAUGUACAAUCUACCCUAAUCCUCUCCAGAAAAGACGGUUCCAUCGUCAGAGCCACAGGCAUUGUUGUCUCGGGAAGGCCAGGUACCACAGGAGCUGGAACAUCAUACCCGUGGCCGCGAGCGCAGGGAGAGGGUCAAAAACCAGAUGGAAACCAGGAGGGAGAUGCUGUUCUUGAAGGACAAGACCAAGAUGGCGGUGUCACCCAGCUGAAAGCUGUCGAACUGCUUGCUUCCUCCAUCUUUCAAUUCGUCACCAAUGCUAGCAUGCUCGGGUUCACUCUUGGGUCCACAUCUCGCAGCGCGUCAGGACCAGACGGGUCGUCAUCCUACGGAGACCCAACGACAUUCUCGAAACAAGAGCCGAAUGCUGAAGAAGAAUCGGACCAAAAGGUUGGUGAGGACGAAAUACAGUUACUUCGGCUCCGAACCAGACACCAAGAAAUCAUUAUCUUUCCGGACCCGAAUUACAUAUGCUGUGUAGUUCAAAGAGUGGGCAAGGCUGGAAACAUUCCUGACAGACGAUGA